AUGACUUUACCGCCGGUCGCGAUGAAAAUCAAAGAUUUAACUAUUCGAGAAGGGAGUAAUGCGUGUACUAUUAUAGCACUACUCAUGGCUACAAACAUAAAUACAUCAAACAUUCGAGUCAAUUGUUUGUUCACACAAUCAAUCAAAGACAGCCUCACUGAAUUGUUUUCAGAUGCAAUACUAAAUGGUAAUGUAAUCCAUCAAAAUUUAUUCAAAAAUAGCAGCUCAUCACAGGAUACAAACUUAACUGUGCCAGAAGCAAUGAAGGCAGGCAAAUCAUCACUGGGCACCAUGACUGAAUGGAAAAGUUCAGUUUAUUUUAACGAUAUGAUAAUCAACUUGUACACUGAGAUGAACCGUUAUGUAAUCGAAUGGUAUACAAAUCCUCCAUGUUGUAAACCAAACAACCUUUACAUAAUUCUCAUUGCUCACAAUAAAGCAAUUUUAAUAGUAAUACAGUUAGAUAUGAACUCAGUAUUACUUAUUGAUUCUCAUCAACAUUCAUCACAYGGAGCUUUGAUUUGUCAAUGUCGAAUAUCAAAAUUAGAAAACCUUUGUUCAUGGUAUGCAAAAAUGUUGUGCAAUUCAGCCGGAUCAAAUCCAAAUGCCUACGAACUUAGUUUUUUAUAUUAUAAGUGUAAAAAACAAAAAAAUAAACACAGCAUUUGAUUUUAAAUAUAUGAAUUUAAUCGUGAUACAWACAAUAAAACAUAAAAUACAGAACUAUUUAUACUAA
Molecule: messenger RNA, 736 nt
Organism: Diuraphis noxia (Russian wheat aphid)
Lineage: Eukaryota; Metazoa; Arthropoda; Insecta; Hemiptera; Aphididae
Source: RefSeq, a predicted model, not a curated record